Molecule: messenger RNA, 1385 nt
Organism: Cucumis sativus (cucumber)
Lineage: Eukaryota; Viridiplantae; Streptophyta; Magnoliopsida; Cucurbitales; Cucurbitaceae
Product: SPX domain-containing protein 4
Exons: 3
Coding region: 172-1188 (338 amino acids)
Biological process (GO): cellular response to phosphate starvation
Source: RefSeq, a predicted model, not a curated record
UCGUACAACAAACAAUUUUAUUAUUCUAUCUUCCAUCUUUUUCAUCUCCAUCCACAUUCCAUUCCUUCCCAAAAUUCCAUCUUUCCCCAUUGAUUACCCCUCUGAUUCCCUCUAAAUUCGUUUGUUUUUUCAUUUCUUCAUCUUCAACUCCAAUCUUUCGAGCUUCCGGCUAUGAAGUUUGGGAAGGAAUUCAAGACCCAUUUAGAACAAACCCUCCCUGAAUGGAGGGACAAAUUUCUCUGUUACAAGCCUCUUAAAAAGCUACUCAAACAUUACCCUAAUCUCCCUUCUACCCUUUAUCCAAUACCCACUAAUCAUUCUCUUAAUUUUCUUCUUCCUCCCCUUCAUCCCCCUCCUGUUUCAUUUGACGAUCUCACCGAAGCUGCCCCCUGUGAAACUGCUGCUGCUUCUUUGGCUGAUCUUCAAGAUUGGUUUGUUAGGAUUCUCAAUGAAGAAUUGGAAAAGUUGAAUGAUUUUUAUGUUGAUAAAGAGGAAGAGUUUGUUAUUCGGUUUCAGUUCUUGCUCUCUAAUGAUACUCGGGUUCGAUUGGCACAGGAGCUAAAGGAAAGAAUAGAUCGUGUGAAGGAAAAGAGCAGCAGGGGAGGUGUUUUUACAUCAGAGAAUGAAUUCAGUGACGAAAUGAUGAAUAUUCGUAAGGACUUUGUCGCCAUUCAUGGAGGAAUGGUGCUUCUGAAAAACUAUAGCUCCCUAAAUUUUGCAGGCCUGAUAAAAAUUUUGAAGAAGUAUGAUAAACGUACGGGCGAACUGUUGCGUCUUCCUUACAUGCAACUUGUAGUACGUCAACCUUUCUUCACUACAGAACUUCUCACAAGCCUGGUUCAUCAAUGCGAGGCAAACCUUGAGCUACUCUUUCCACUGGAAGCAGAAGUUAUUGAAUCAACAUCAGCCUUACUAGUUGAUCCGAACCCUCUAAUUGAUAACUCUAAAAUUACUACAGCCAAGACACCUUCGAAUCUUCGGGAGGAAAGCGAGGAUUUAUAUCGAAGCAUUGUUGCUGCGAUGACAGCCAUUCGUGGUCUACAGAAAGAAAGUUCCACCAAUAAUCCUUUGUCGUUUUCUUCUCUCUUUAAGGGUCAGGAUGAUGAGAGUACUGGUGCUGUGACAGAUGAGAACUCUCCCUCAAACUCUUUAGCUUCUUUGCCUAAAGUUGAUGACGAUGAUGAAUAGUUUUUUUUCCCUCUGUGUAACUGAGUUUUGAUAACUUCUUGUUGUCAAGAGUUCACCUUUCAACUUUGUACACAAAUUAGAUUUGAAUGAGAGAUUUCUAAUUUUGUACAGUCAGUAUAUAGAAUUCAAUUGGAUGAUGCGAAUCCGGUGGCCAAAGUAAGUUACUCUGUUUUAUAAACGUGUGGAGAAUUGACAAA